Messenger RNA from Coffea arabica (coffee), 1897 nucleotides. The record is from RefSeq and is a predicted model, not a curated record. NCBI's taxonomy places the organism in Eukaryota, Viridiplantae, Streptophyta, Magnoliopsida, Gentianales, Rubiaceae.
AUCGUCAUCAUCAUCAGUUGAUCGUUGCCUUUUGGGAGCCCUGUAUUAUGAUUAGUGCUGUUUGUUUUAAUUUCGCUUGUUGUUCUUUUCUUCCGUCAGCGAUGAGCUAAACUUCCUCCUGGUUAGAAGCUUGCUUGCAACUCUACAACUUUCGGUUAACAGUUGCUUUUGUUCUGUUCCUAUUCUGCUGUCAGCUCCUCCUUUUUUCCAAUUUAGCAAGAGAUCCUAUGCGCCUUGGUGUUACUGUUUUAUAUUGGCUAAGGUGUUCCUGCUACCGUGUUUGGCUCAGAAUGACCAACCUACUACCUAUCCGAGACAUUGUCCCUUUCAUGAAGAAUUGGAGUUGUCUCAUCACUGUUCAGGAAAAGCAACAGAUUACUGACUCGAAGGGCACACCAACAAAAAAACAACAAUGUAUCUUUUAUGAUGCAGAGGGAUCAAAAGUUGAAGCAAUAAUCUUCAAUGAUGAUAUUCCUAAAAUGAGUCCACUUUUGCGUGUUUAUAAAAAGUACAAGAUCACAAACGCUGAAGUGAAGCCUAUCCCAGCAAAAUUUCAAACAGCUGACAUCACUAUCCAAUGGGUCAUCAGCACUAAAACCAUCAUUGAAGAGCUAAAUGGCGCUGAUAAUGAUAUCAUGCCUGUGAAUUUUAACUAUACAAAGUUUACUGAUUUAGUGCAUCAUAUGGAUGACAAGAAUAAAUCAGUUGAUGUGAUAGGCAUUGUGAUGGCUGCACUGGGCAAGAGGACAUUAAAUAGAAGCUCAAAAGAAUCAAAUGUUCAAAAGUUUGUCCUCCUUGAUGAAGAAUCACAAACUGUAUUGCUAUCUUUAUGGGAUGACUUUCUUGCUAAUGAAGGACAACAACUACUGUCUAACCUUCACAGCUAUCCUGUCAUUAUCGUGCGCAGAAUUAAAGUGAAUAAUUACAAAGGAGUUGCAUUGGGUACUUGGUUUGAUUUUGUCAUACUUGUUGAUCUGCCUAUAUAGGAAGCAAGGGAGCUAAAAAACUGGGCGAUCAGAAAUUCUCAAAUCAUUGCAGACGUUCUUGCCAAAAGAGAUUACAUGAAGUUCAAUCCUACAAUUUCUCUGAAAACUGAUCAAAAAACUACUUUGAUCUGUAACGUUAACCCAUCACAGAAGACGACUUGGGUGAGAGCACGUUUCUACUUUGAGCACAUAUUCCAAAAAUAUUGGUAUAUGAGUUGCAAGAAUUGCUAUCGAGCCACGGCAGCAGAUUAUCAAGUUGAAUUUACCUGCAACUCGUGCAAGGAGAAGCAACCAGCUGUACCUAGAUGUCGCUUUGAUGUUGAUUUAGUUGAUAACAGCGGAGCUAUACCAGCUUCCAUUUUUGAAUGUCGAACUCCCUCUUGACCUUGUUCAUGAACAGCUGAAAUCAAAGAUUUUUCUGGUUCAUAUAAAGCCUGUGCAAGCACAACUGGCAGACGCUAGGCAACGUUAUACAGUGAUAUAUUACUAUGAAACUGGUGAUGGUUCCAAUUCAACUGAGAUAACAAACGAACCAAAGAAUGAUUUGACGUUGCUUAAUGACCAGUCUCCGGCGCUGCAACUAAUUGAUCCAGAGGAAAAUACUCUAGCUUCAAAGAUUUGCAAGCGCCUUUCUGAAAAGUUCGAUGAAAUAGAGAAACUAAACGACAGCAGCUCCCUAGAUGAAGCCACCAGCUCUGCUAAGAAAUCAAAGCUAAACUAGAUCAGAACUAUUCAUCUUCUGUCUCCAUAAGAUAGAUGCACCUUACAAGUGAUUUGCACUGCUGCCUUUUGCUAAGUUUGUUACAACGAUCGUUAUCUCUUCAUGCACACUCUUCUUUUGUCUGUACGUAUCAACAAACCAGCUUCUUUUGAUAUAUCAGAAUGCUUUCAACAUUCAGCCUUAUUUGCUA